CCUUAUCUUAAUUAGGUCUCUGCUGCUAUAGCACGGAAGAGGCUUAGGAUUGAGGAAGAAAUUGGUUAUAUAAUGGCUUAUGCUGCCACAUUUUCUUUAGUGACACAAGUUCUAGGCUUAACACUUUGUUUGCUCAGUUUAUGCUGCUCUGCCUUCACUCCUCAAGACUACUCAGAUGCUCUUGAGAAGUCCAUCCUCUUCUUUGAGGGCCAGAGGUCCGGGAAAUUGCCGGCGAACCAGCGUGCCACUUGGAGGGCAAAUUCUGGCUUGUCUGAUGGCUCCUCAUACCAUGUGGACCUAGUAGGGGGCUACUAUGAUGCUGGAGAUAAUGUCAAGUUUGGCCUGCCAAUGGCCUUCACAACCACAUUACUUGCAUGGAGUGUCAUUGAGUUUGGUGACUCAAUGCAUAACCAGAUUGAGAAUGCCAAGGAUGCCAUACGUUGGAGCACAGAUUAUCUUCUAAAAGCAGCCACUUCAACCCCUGGAGCCUUAUAUGUCCAAGUGGCAGAUCCAAACGCGGACCACAAGUGCUGGGAGAGGCCUGAAGAUAUGGAUACGCCGCGCAAUGUGUACAAGGUGUCAGCUCAAAAUCCAGGAUCAGAUGUAGCAGCAGAGACUGCUGCUGCAUUGGCUGCAGCUUCCAUGGUGUUCAAAGACUCUGACCCUUCUUACUCUGGAAAAUUGCUUCACACAGCCAUGAAAGUGUUUGAUUUUGCAGACAGGUACAGAGGUUCUUACAGUGACUCUAUAGGCUCAGUGGUCUGCCCUUUUUACUGCUCAUACUCAGGAUACCAUGAUGAGCUUCUGUGGGGUGCUUCAUGGAUCCAUAGAGCCUCUCAGAACAGUUCAUACUUGGCUUACAUCAAGUCCAAUGGCCACAUCUUGGGUGCAGAUGAUGAUGGUUUCUCCUUUAGUUGGGAUGACAAGAGACCUGGAACAAAAGUCCUUCUUUCCAAGAACUUUCUAGAGAAAAACAAUGAGGAAUUCCAGUUAUACAAAGCACAUUCAGACAACUACAUAUGCUCCUUACUUCCUGGAACAUCUAAUUUCCAGGCCCAAUAUACCCCUGGAGGACUUCUCUACAAAGCAAGUGAGAGCAAUCUCCAGUAUGUUACUUCCACAACACUCCUCCUACUCACAUAUGCAAAGUAUCUUAGAACAAAUGGAGGAGUGGCCACAUGUGGCUCCUCAAAAGUCACAGCAGAAGCCCUAAUCUCAGAGGCAAAGAAGCAGGUUGACUACAUACUUGGUGACAACCCAGCAAAGAUUUCAUACAUGGUAGGGUUUGGGAAGAAAUACCCACUACACAUACACCACAGAGGCUCUUCUCUGCCAUCUGUGCAUGAACACCCAGAGCGCAUUAGCUGCAACAAUGGAUUUCAAUAUCUGAAUUCUGGAUCACCCAACCCAAAUGUGCUUGUUGGAGCCAUUGUUGGUGGACCUGAUAGCAAAGACAGCUUCUCUGAUGACAGGAACAACUAUCAGCAAUCUGAGCCAGCCACUUACAUCAAUGCACCAAUUGUUGGGGCUCUUGCUUUCUUCUCUGCCAACACCAACCCAAAUUAGCUCCAACUUCUAUCAACCUCUAAAGUUAAAAAAAAAUUUAGAGGAAAGUAGAUUUGGAGACAAGUGAAGAGCUGUAUGAAUAGCAGAUUGAAAGGUGAAACUUUAGUAUCAUGUUAAUUA
This is a messenger RNA of Prunus mume (Japanese apricot), 1686 nucleotides long. RefSeq names its product endoglucanase CX. Lineage: Eukaryota; Viridiplantae; Streptophyta; Magnoliopsida; Rosales; Rosaceae. The record is from RefSeq and is a predicted model, not a curated record. Gene Ontology annotation, molecular function: hydrolase activity, hydrolyzing O-glycosyl compounds. Gene Ontology annotation, biological process: carbohydrate metabolic process.